Rubroshorea leprosula is the source of this 2375-nucleotide messenger RNA. Lineage: Eukaryota; Viridiplantae; Streptophyta; Magnoliopsida; Malvales; Dipterocarpaceae. The record is from the annotation of a GenBank genome assembly.
ACCUUCACAUAUUUGUCGGCUCUCGUAUGUCACCCGCAUUACGCUUUUACACUUCCUCAGAAACACUAGACUCAUCCCCGAACCAGCUCUGAGCUAACGCUAACUCCGUAAUUCAUCAUGAGACUAAGCAAACACAAGUAGUCGUCUUCUCAAGUGUAAUCAGGAUGGAGGAUCCUGCUGCGGAAUGGGAGAUUCAAGAAUCCUCACCUGAAAGAGAUGGUGGCAAGUUGGGUUGGAUCUUAAACAAGGGACUGGUGUUGGGGAAGAAGAUGGUGAUCACGGGUCUUGUAAUAUCUUCUGCCUCCCUGAUUCUUCCUCCAGUUGUGGUUAUCUCGGCAAUUGGGUUUGUUUGUUCUGUCCCUUAUGGGGUCUUCUUGGCAAGCUAUGCUUGCACUGAGAAGCUUAUGAGUAUGCUGCUUCCAUGUCCAGCAACUGGUCAAGCAUUCUUGAAGUACGGGACUAUAUUUGAUGAUGGAGAGGAAUUUGAUGCUGAUGAGAAUCAAGGAGAGAGUGGUUGGUUUAAUGAAAAUAGUUUUGUACAGAAGGAAGGAGGAGGAUUAGGUGAUGAUGCGGUUGAAGAAAUUGGGAUGAGGAUUGAUUUAAAUGGAAAGAGAACAAGCGGACUUGAUGAAGGGGGUAUUUUAGAGUAUUCCCACAGGAAAGACAGUUCUGGAAAGGAUACAAAGGAAGUCACAAAAGAAGUAUAUGCAACUGCAGAAGAAAACAGAAAUGAGAGACAUGUGCAUAGCUUUUUGGAUGAGGAAAGGGAAAAACCACCAACAGAUAUUGAUAACAGAGCAGGGGAGGAGGUUAAGUUUAAAAGAUAUUCUGAUAUGGAGAAGGAAUGUGAAAAAUUAAGGGAGGAUACAAUGGAAGAAGUUGAGAUGAGGAUUGAAUUAGUUGAUGAGGGAAAAAGGGAAUUUGCUGAAAAUGAUUUAGAGGAUACUUGUGAGGAAGGAGGUAUUCAGAAGGAUGACACAAUGAAGAAAAAUGAUGAUGGGGAAGACAAGGGUCAAUUUUUGGGAGAGGUCAAAGAACUAUCAAAAGAUAUUGAAUGCGAGGUAACAACAGAAUGGAUUGAGAAAGAACCAAUAACUGAAGAAAGAAGUGGUGCGGAGCCAGUUGAUGUGGAUGAGAUUUCUGGUAUUAUGGCUUUCAGUGAGGGUGUUGGGGAGAGUAGCAGCAAUAUUGGGAAGAAAAGACCAGUUGAAGCAAAAAAUUUGACUGUACAAGUAUUUCGAGAUAUGGAUGCUGGAGAGGUUGAGGAAGUAGUAAGGGAGACAAAGGGAGUAUCAGAGAAAAUCAGGGACAAGGGGAAAAUUUAUUGUUCUGUGGAGGAUAAGCAGAAUGUGGAAACGGAAAUUGCAGGAGCAGAGCAAGAUUUUAAAGUUGCUAGGAAUCUUGAAGAAUCAGGGUCAGGAUUUGAAAAGAAAUUUGUACUUGGCAAUGUGGAAACAAGCAGGCCAAUGAUUGAGUUUGAACAGAAAAUAGAAAACGAUACUGAUGAGCAAACCCCAGAAAUAAGUAAGGAAUUGCAAGAAAUAGGAUCUACUGGCAAUAUGGAUCUUGUACCAAAAGAGAUGAAGCUGGGAGAGAAUAUUGCUGGUUCUAAGCAAAAGGAUGUCAAGAACAUUCUGACGACUAUAGAUCUAGUAGAGGGAAUGGGGAAAACAAUAAGUGAUGGUAGAGGUGCAAAAGAGAGACAGGAACCUCGGAUAGACAGUGCUGUAUCAACUCAAGAAGCAGAUUAUAUUGCAAUAAAUGCACAACAAGAUUCUCAAGUGAAUUGGGAGAAGGGAACAAUGAUUUCCUCCAAUGAGGAUGCAAAAGAAACUAUUCUUGAAGGUGGACUUGACUUGUGGGAACACGAAAAGGCAGUUAGUCAGUCAUACUCAUAUCUAGAUAAUGACAAUUAUGAUGGAAGUCAGCAGUCACCAGGUCACCUGGACCACCAUCAAUGCUCCGAUUUUGUAGACCACACUCAAUUUUCUCGAAAAGACCUUGCUACAGCUUUAGAUAAGGAACAUAGGGAGGAGAAGAUAUGGCAACAAAUGAACGCAAUACGAAAAAUAGUUGGAUAUAAAGGUUCACCAGAACAAACAUGCAUCGAAGAAUUAAAGGCUCUCUACCUUUUCACUGGAGUUGAACCACCUGCUUCCCUGAACAACCAUUCCGAUCUGGUGGAAGUCAAUAACAUGCUUCAUUUUCUAAUGUCUAUACUUGGAGUCAAAUAGGUAUUUGUUUUAUAUUGGACUUGCUUUUAGACCUUCAUGUGGGAUCUUUAUUUUCCUUGGUACAAUACUGUAGUUUGUUUGUUGUUAGGAAGUUAUGUUGGUGAAAACGAUUUUAAGAGUAUAUAAAGUAUAUGUAGUUCU